CAGCCUCCACACACACAGACACCCACACACAGGACCUCCACAGACACCUUUCGGACUGUGUAAACAUCACUGCAACUUUCGCACCUCAAAACUUUAUUCACAGUCAAUGAGGUCGAUGGCUUCUUUCACCUGCAAGAUGCUGACUUUGUUCAUCAUCUGCACGGCUCUGCAAGAAGGUUGUGGACUCCCCUUAUCAGAGCAGCCAGAGCAGCCAGCUAAGGCUCCGCAUCCACACCGUAUCAGGACCAAACGCUGCUCCUGUAACAACUGGGAUGAUAAAGAAUGCAUCUACUUCUGCCACCUGGAUAUUAUCUGGGUUAACACACCAAGUAAGGUCCUUCCUUAUGGCCUGGGUAGCUCCCCUUCUCGCCGCCGCCGGUCAGCCAACCGUUGCGAAUGCCGCAAUGCAGCCGAUAAAACCUGCCAAGGUUUCUGCCAUAAAAGCUCAGAGGACCUCAGGACUGAUGUUGCAAAGCCCUUGAUUCAAUCUGCAAGCGUGAAGAGCAACAAACUGCUGGCGUCUUUCAGAGCAUUGAUCCAGACUAACACGGCAAUGGCAAAAGAUGUUCUGUCAUCAAGAAAAAGCUCUUCUGGAGUCAGAAAAUUAAAGAGCAGAACAAGGAGGUAGAGGGCUGAAGGAAGAGCUUAGCCGCUCGACCUACAAGGACUACAAGCUCCUGCCUUCAAUUCAACACAUAGCUUUUAAAAUGUGUCAAGAAAAGGCGGAAAAAUGGAAGGCAACGCAUGCAGUGGACCAAGCAUUCGAUCAACAAUGCAGCAAAGAAAGGCGGCUCCCCGAGACGGCCGUACAGCAGGAACACUGUUGGGUGGAGAUGUGAAGUUGUUGCUCUCUCUGAACUUUUAUAAGGUUAAAACAAACAAAGCAAAGCACACAGACUAGAAGAGGAACGCAUCAAGAAAGGUCACGCUGCCCAACUGUUGAUUGAAUUUGACUGUGAAUGUCUGUUUGAACACUUCUAAAUCUACAGCUCGCCUCCAGAAGAGCACAGGAUUGUUAUUCCGCAGUCACAUCAGAAAUUAUUGUGUCCACGUCUUUUCAAAUGGCACUGAAACUAUUUUUUUUUUUUUAUUAUUGUUGUUCUUUGAGUUGGUUUAAUAUCCCUCUGUAUCAGAGCUGGAAUCUGCUGUCCUGCUUAGGGCAUAGCUUUUUAAUAAUCAGGUAGUACUUGAAAAUAUCAGCUUUUUCACUUUCAGCACACAUCGCCGCUAUGACAUGAAGGUCAUCUCUUUGGGAUUUACAGUUAGCUUUAUACGAGGGCUGCUGUCAGUGCCUCUGCACACACAUAUACAGUAUACUUUGUGUUUGUGUGACAACAGCAGCGCCAUAGAGCUAUAGUCUUGGCUGCAUAGGUCUGAUUUACUGUUGAUUGAAGAUGAGCCAGGAGAUUUCAAUGAUGUGCAGCUUGCCCAAAAAAAAAACUAGUAUUUUUCUCCUCUGACAAAUAUUCACUGAAUUCCUCUGUAAUAAGCCAGAAAGAAACUAUAACUGUUAACACAAUGCACUUCCAAACAUGCACUAUCACCUGUGGCCUCUAUUUUUUUUUCCCCGUGCAAUGAAGCCAGUCACUCCAUCUGCCCUGAUGGACACGUGGAGACUCAGAAAUUACAAUCUCAAUGCUGUAUAUGGUGAAUAGCUCACCAGCUUUAGGUUUACUGUUGAUGCAAAAUGAUAGCAACAAUUAUAAAUGGAAAACCUUAUUUAUUCUAUAAUUUAUUCAAGGAUGUAUUUAUAUUUCUACGACUAUGCUGAAUUUUGUAUGAGAAAAUA
This is a messenger RNA of Archocentrus centrarchus (flier cichlid), 1789 nucleotides long. It is a transcript of the gene edn2, whose product is annotated as endothelin 2. Bases 107 to 628 code for a protein of 173 amino acids. The record is from RefSeq and is a predicted model, not a curated record. Gene Ontology annotation, molecular function: hormone activity; endothelin B receptor binding. The transcript has 5 exons. Gene Ontology annotation, cellular component: extracellular region. Gene Ontology annotation, biological process: vein smooth muscle contraction; regulation of systemic arterial blood pressure by endothelin; intracellular calcium ion homeostasis. NCBI's taxonomy places the organism in Eukaryota, Metazoa, Chordata, Actinopteri, Cichliformes, Cichlidae.